This is a messenger RNA of Adineta ricciae, 1221 nucleotides long. The record is from the annotation of a GenBank genome assembly. NCBI's taxonomy places the organism in Eukaryota, Metazoa, Rotifera, Eurotatoria, Adinetida, Adinetidae.
AUGGACUCUUCUGAAAUUGAUCCAUGCGCUGCUUUUAACGAUGGUAUUGCGAAUGUAUUCAAUCCGAUAACAAUUUGUCAUAGCAAAGAAAAUACAUUUUUCUAUACGUACAUAUUUUGCAUAUUUAUUUCUUGCCAUUAUUUGAUGGCAACAAAAUCAACAACUUCAUCGCGAAAAUCAUCGAGUAAACGACUUGGGAAUUUUACAAUCAUAUGUCCUGAUUUAACUGAAGAGAAAAACGAAGCGAGUACUUACGCUUUGGAAGUACCUUCGUCGUCGACUACCUUGAAUUAUCAUGAAAGAAUCCUUGAAGUUAAUACUCAACAAUUCGAUACACUUCGUACAUUAGGACGUGGUUGUUUUGGAUAUGUACUCGCUGUACGAAUUGAAGGCUAUUCCGAUGUCCAAAUGGCAGUCAAAAGAAUUGCACUGGAGACUCAACUUGAUCGUCAAACAUCCACUUAUACAGAUUUAACAACUAUUCAGAAUGUUGGUUCAAAAAACUAUCCGUAUAUUAUUUCCUAUUAUGGAGCUGUGAUUGAUAAGGAAGCAGGUGAACUAUUAAUCUGUGUGGAAUUGAUGGACGCUUCGAUGGAACGAUUUUAUCAAACGAUGCAUGCACUUAGUAAUAUUACCUAUAAAGAUCUCGAUCAUGUUCUAUGUCGGUUAACUCAUAAUAUAACAUCGGCGCUGCAUUUCCUUAAAACAUGUCGGAUUUUACAUCGUGACGUAAAACCUCAAAAUAUGCUUGUUAAUAAACACUCUAUCUUUAAACUAUGCGAUUUCGGCAUUAGUCGUCAAAUGCGCAUUUCACAAUCCAUAGGCGUUGGAGCUGUCCAAGGCACUGAAGCCUAUCUACCACCGGAAUUGAUCGGUGGUGAUUCGAGUCAAACAUAUGGUAUCCGUGCUGACAUGUGGGCAUUGGGAUUAAGUUUAUUCGAAAUUGUUGUUGGAAAGAAUCCAUUCGCACAAAUGGGCUCGUUUCAAACGAUAACCACCAUUCGUUCAUGGAGUCCAACUAUACCAACGAGCCCGAAAAUUUCUGAUGAUAUGAAACAAUUAAUUUUACAUUUAUUGAAACGAAAUCUUGAAGAACGGCCAAGAACAUACCUUGAAAUACUCGAUGUACCCUCUAUAAAAGAUGUCAGUGAAAAUCCGUCGGAUGAAGAAAAAGCAUUUGUAACCUAUGUAUUGGAUAAUAUACCUCCAGUAAAUGAAUAA